UUAAAGCAGACGACUGGAGGGUUCAAGAUAAGAAAGUGGGGCAGCAAGCAUCGGAUCCUCUCUUUUUCAACCUCAAGGGUGCGCACGAUAAUCUCACUCGCGUCCUCCGUCACCUUCACCGUCAUACAGACUCUUCCCCUGCAUCUAUUUUCGGAGUAUAUAUAUACACACCCACACGCUCUUGUACUGACAUUUCAUUGACUUUCUUCACAAUCUCUCCUUUCUCUCUCUCUAUCUCUCUUUACUUUCUCUCUCUAAAAAUAUCAACUCUAUGGACGAUCUGCCCGCCGGUUACCGGCCGAACGUCGGCGUUUGUCUCAUCAAUUCCGAUAACCUGGUGUUCGUGGCUUCAAGGUUAAAUGUACCCGGAGCAUGGCAAAUGCCUCAGGGGGGGAUUGAGGAGGGAGAAGAGCCUACUUCUGCAGCGGUGAGGGAGCUUCGAGAAGAAACCGGAGUGGUUUCUGCUGAAAUAAUCGCAGAGGUUCCAAAAUGGCUGACUUACGAUUUCCCUCCUGCUGUUAAAGCUAAAGUGAAUCGUUUAUGGGGAGGAGGUGAAUGGCAUGGACAAGCACAAAAAUGGUUCCUGAUGAGACUAACAAAAGAUGAAAGUGAAAUCAAUUUGGCAAGUGGUGAAGUUGAUCCAGAAUUUUCAGAGUGGAAAUGGACAACUCCUGAAGAAGUCAUUGAACAGGCUGUGGACUAUAAAAGGCCAACAUAUGAGGAGGUUAUAAGAACAUUCAAACCUCACUUACAUGAAGGUGGAAAAGGUGCAGCCAAAUGUUUAUCAACCAAAUGGUGAAGAAAAAUGUGAAAUGAGGGAACCGGUAGACAGGUACCACCACAGGUUUUAAGAAGACGGAGCUUUAGAGUCGCGUCUUUUAUACUUUUAUUAUACACUUUUGAUGUCAUACAAACUAUGUAUUUAACAUAUGUAAAUACUAUAAUUUAUCAAUGUAAUGGUUGUGUUUUCUUUGAUUACUAUUAUGCAAUUGUUGUGAUACUGUACAUGACGUCCUCCGCCCUCGAACGUUUCCGUCGUUCCGGUUUGGGGGUGUGACAACACUUGAGGACUACUGUUACUUGGGAUCAGUUCUCGAAGAUGUUCCGUUUGAGAUAUGUUCCCUUGGUAGAUAGGGAGAGAUUAGGAGUACUUGGAUCCGAGACAGAUGACUGAGAUGGUGACGAAUAUCACCAAGAUGUUCACAGAGAAGUGUAACACCCUGUUUAGAAUCGUUUCAUAACUCGGGAACGUGACCAGAAUAUCAGUUACCAUAAGGCUUUGGACCUUGGGAAAAAAGAGUUUUAGACCCAUUUAGAUGUGGAUAAUGUAGAUUAGGUGAUCCGAGGGUUCGGUUGGUGCUUUGGAGCCCAAAAGGUAUAAUAAUAAAGUGGCGGUAUGGGUCUUUUAUGACUUUUGGAUUUAAGUUCGGAAAGUUUAUGGAAAAAGAGAGUUGAUAGGAUUGUAGAUAUUCUCCUUACCUUUCUGUGGAUAUAAGGAUCAUCUAAAUCGAACUUAAAACGAAGAAGUUAUGAACUUCAGAAGUUUGGUGGUUUGGGGGCUGAGUCUAGUACGUUGGGCGUACAGGGAGUACGCUGGGCGUACUAGGCUGAAUGAUCACAGAUGGCCCUUGGAGUAUGUUGGGCGUACCAAGAGUACGAUGAGCGUACUCCAGUCAGGUGCAAACCCUAAUUUAGGGUCUUGGACCUUAUUUAAAGGCCUUAACUUAUGUUCAAACCCUAUUAUCUUUAGCCUCCAUCAACCUUAACCCUAAUUUCGAAACCCUAGCCUUCCUUUGAGUAAUCUUGAGCCUUCUGAGUGAUUUGGAGUGUUUUUGGUACACAUUAAAGAGGAAGGAUCUCAUUGGAGAAGUGUUGGUUAAGUUGGAACUUGUGGAUCCAGACUUUGUGCAUCUUGAUCUAUCUUCUGGAGGUAUAAAGCUUCAAAAUUUAUAGUUCUUUAGUGUAGAUCUAGUUAUGGGUUUUGAUAAACAUGUUGAUAGCUUCAUUUUAUUACUUAUUUCUCAUAGUUUAUUUUUAGUUAAAACCAUCUUAUUUUAGUUAAUCUUCAUGCAUAUUUUCUCUUUUUGUUAUUUUUCUCCUUUAUCGGGUGCUUUCCAGUCUUUUGAGCUUAAUUGUAGGAUUUACCGAAGACUAUUUGUCAUUGGAGGUAUGGAAGGAGUGCGGGACUUUUGGAGGCUUGCGGUUUGCUUGUGGACUUGAAGUGGUGCGAUUGGGCUUGGUGUCAACAUGAUCAAGAGAGCAAAUUGGACUUAAUUUUAGAUGAAGAAUGAUGACGAGGUGAAGAGAAUUUGAGCUAUACAAGAUUAAAGGAGCAUUGGAGCAUCGUGGAAGAGUUUGGAAGGCAUAAUUGGGCUAUCAAGAACUUGCACAAAUGGGCUGGACCAUGGAUGAGAAGAGUAAUCUAUAAGUGCCAAUUAAAUGGGCCAAAAAGCCCAUUCAGCAGAAUCCACGCUGUCCGUGUGGAUUUACAAAUGGUCCGCGUGGAUCGCACUGUGAAGGACCCGAAUUUUAGCCUUUUGCCUCUAUUUGGGGAAAGUUGGUGAGUUACUUUUAAGCAUCUUUUUCAUCUAGAUUUGAGGACCUUUUGACUAAGUUUUGGAGGAAGAAAAGGGGGAAUUUUUUUGGGAAAAACACACACAUUUUACUAUCUUAGAAGAUUUGUG
This is a messenger RNA of Lactuca virosa, 2684 nucleotides long. Lineage: Eukaryota; Viridiplantae; Streptophyta; Magnoliopsida; Asterales; Asteraceae. The record is from the annotation of a GenBank genome assembly.